AUGGUGAUGUUUUGGUGUCGGACUAAACAAUCACAGCUCAGAGCUUUAUCAAAUCAGUUCAAACGAUGCUACUUUCAGAUUCAUGGGUCCUCUUCAAUCAUCAGAGGAACUACAGUUGGUGUUCUCAAGGGUCCAAAUUCAUCCUUUCACAGAACUGGAUCUGAGUUUAACAACUGUGUGAGAUUCUUUGCUGCACCUGUUCAGGUCAAACCAAAAUAUGAUGAGAAGGAUAAGGGGCGUCCUCGAAUGAAUGAACAAAUAUCUGCUCAGUAUGUUAGAAUUGUGACAGAUGAAGGACAUGGUGUUGUGUCAAGGCAUGAAGCAUUGGAACGUGCAAGGAGACUGAAUGUUGAUUUAGUUGAGGUUCAACCAGAUGGUAAACCACCUGUUUGCAAACUCAUGGACUAUAACAGGGAAAUGUACUUAAGACAAGCAAAGGAAAAAGAACAAACAAAAAAGAAGUCUGACUUGGUUUUGCGUAAAGGAGGCUUGAAAGAAGUUCGAAUUACUUGUAAAAUUGAUAAAAAUGAUUUGCAAACAAAAGCAGAUGCAGUUAAGCGAUUAGCUGAACGUGGUCAUCGAAUCAAGUGUAUGGCAGUGGGUACUGAAGAUCAGGAUUUGGGAGGAUUGCUAUCACGACUUUCUGCUCUGAUUGAUGAUUUUUCUCUAGUGGAAAGCGGCCCUAGAGUGGAGUCAAAACAAGCAUACGUUGUUGUUCGGCAUGUCAAAUUUGGGCCAUUGAAGAAAGGUCCAGGCAAAAAGAAGCUUUUAGCAACAUCAAACACCGAAACACCAGAGCAAAACGAAUCUGGUUCAGAAACCGAGGAUGAUACACUUUCUCAAGACCCAAUUGAAUCAGUCGAUGAUUUUGAAAACAAAAAUUAUGAUGACACCAUGAAGUUUGCACCAGAAACAUCAUCAAAUAGGUAUGCAUCUGCCACAAGGUCAGCAAAUGUAAAUGUUCCGGAAAAUAGGUAUGCAGCACCUGGUGGUGUAAGGAGACAGUUUGAACCAGAAAGUGGCGGCAACCGGCGGCAGGGUGUAAAUCAACCUGAGGCCGCCAGUAGACCGGUGGAGGUAAAUAGGUACAAGAAAGGACCAACCCCACCACCACCAGAUUAUCAGAUGAACAGGGGUCCACGAGGUGAUUUUAGGGAGAAACAAGCUGGUUUUAGAAGAUAAAUAUACAAGAGGAUCAAUUUUAACACAGUUUUGUAGGAGAAACCUUGAAGAUGGAUCAUUCUGAAAUUAUUUUUAUAAAAUGCAGCCCUGGCUGCUAUUUAAUAUAUUGUAUUGUUGUAAAAUGGGAUUGAAUUGGAUUUGAUUUAUAUAAAAAAAAUGAAUGGUAAUUUCUCAAACAUAAUAAAAGGAAACAGGGAUUUCAACAGCAAUAAAUAUGAAAGUACAAUGGC
This is a messenger RNA of Lactuca saligna, 1412 nucleotides long. Lineage: Eukaryota; Viridiplantae; Streptophyta; Magnoliopsida; Asterales; Asteraceae. The record is from the annotation of a GenBank genome assembly.